This is a messenger RNA of Penicillium daleae, 330 nucleotides long. RefSeq lists its product as uncharacterized. NCBI's taxonomy places the organism in Eukaryota, Fungi, Ascomycota, Eurotiomycetes, Eurotiales, Aspergillaceae. The coding region runs from base 1 to 330 and encodes 109 amino acids. The transcript has a single exon. The record is from RefSeq and is a predicted model, not a curated record.
AUGUCUUCGUCCGGCCUUGUCCCUGUUAUCAUCAACCUAGCAGGUCAAACUAGAAUCAAUGAAGUAGUUCUAGCUGAUGAAAACGCUGAGUCAUUCGAGGUUCUCGCUACCAGCUUCUACCAGAGCCUGCGCCCCAGUAUCCCCGAGUUCUACUUGGAACAGGGAGAGCGAACUAUCACCAAAAUGUGGGUGGAAUGGAACCAGGGAGGCGGCAACUUUCUCCCCAUGGAGACGGAGAUUACCGAGGCCAACCUCCGUGCCGUCCUUCGACUGCUUGCUGUGCGACGGGGUGUUGAUAUGAUCCGCGUUUGGCUCAAUGAGAUUGAUUAA